AUGCCUCACGCGGUGAUCCUGGUUCUGCUGGCGGCCGCGGCUGCUUUGCUGGACCCCACAGCCCACGGAUGUGGUGUCCCAACGUACCCCCCGCUCGCCCGAGUAGUGAACGGCGAGGAUGCCAAACCGUACAGCUGGCCGUGGCAGGUGUCUCUGCAGUACCGGAGCGGCAGUCAGUUCUUCCACACCUGCAGCGGGAGCCUCAUCGCCGCAAACUGGGUGAUGACGGCAGGACAUUGCAUCUCGUCACUCACGUACCGGGUCGUGGUUGGCGAGUACGACCGGAGUGUGUCCGAGGGGCCGGAGCAGAUCAUUCCUAUUAACGCCGGAGACAUUUUUGUUCACCCCGGGUGGAACGAUGCCUGCGUGGCGUGCGGGAACGAUAUCGCCCUCAUCAAGUUAUCGCAUCCUGUGCAUCUUAAUGAUAAGGUGAAGGUGGGAUGCCUCCCGGGGUCCGGAGCACUUCUAUCCAAUGAGUAUCCGUGUUACAUCAGCGGCUGGGGCCGCCUGUACACUGGUGGCCCUCUGCCUGGCGUCCUGCAGCAAGCUCUCCUCCCGGUGGUGGAUCACCCCCACUGCUCCCAGACAGACUGGUGGGGUGGCACCGUGAAGGAGUCCAUGGUGUGCGCCGGAGGAGAUGCCCAGUCUGGGUGUAACGGGGACUCCGGGGGGCCCCUGAAUUGUCAAGGCGUUGAUGGUAGGUGGUACGUUCACGGUGUGACCAGUUUUGUAUCCAGUCGAGGCUGCAACACUUUCAAGAAACCUACCGUGUUCACUCGCGUGUCUGCCUUUAACACGUGGAUCCAGGAGACCAUGAGCCAAAACUCAUAGAGUGGAAGGCUGAGGAGCAGACGACACCAGUCCUAGAACGUCUCCCCCCGUCUAUACGGUGUCCGCACUUCCAUAUACCCCUCUAACAUCACGCGGAAAGCAACACAAAUGUAUCCAUUGAUCCAAAACAAAUAAAGGCUCUCUGUGU
This is a messenger RNA of Spea bombifrons (plains spadefoot toad), 979 nucleotides long. RefSeq names its product proproteinase E-like. Gene Ontology annotation, biological process: proteolysis. NCBI's taxonomy places the organism in Eukaryota, Metazoa, Chordata, Amphibia, Anura, Pelobatidae. Gene Ontology annotation, molecular function: serine-type endopeptidase activity. The record is from RefSeq and is a predicted model, not a curated record. The transcript is spliced from 8 exons. Bases 1 to 831 code for a protein of 276 amino acids.